Molecule: messenger RNA, 1200 nt
Organism: Peniophora sp. CBMAI 1063
Lineage: Eukaryota; Fungi; Basidiomycota; Agaricomycetes; Russulales; Peniophoraceae
Source: the annotation of a GenBank genome assembly
AUGCCGCCGCCAUUCCAGACCGCUGGACUCGAUACAACACCCAUCCUUCCACCAUUAGCCUUCCAUGGCUCUCUGGUCGAUAGUUCGCCGACUCUAGAGACUCAGCCCAUACUCCUACCCCAUGUUUCUGAGGUGCCGGUCACGGGGCGUCCGCCAGGCUUAGCAAUGACAUCCGAGUCGAGCGGGUCUCCAGCAACGCCUGAGCUCUUGCAGAGCCGCUCCUCGACGAGCUCAGAUCCGUCCUCUCGUCCGCCUACUCCUGGAUAUGCCAGUCUCGAUACCCGCGAUCAGAUGUCUGCCAGCUCUACGAUCAUUCCCUUGCAACCUGUGAAUGCUCUCGGUCUAAGCCAGCGCCGGCACUUCAAGGGCGAGCAUCUUGAUCUCAGAGUGAAGGAGAGCGUGUCGCCUUCCACUCUAAGCCCCAAUAGCGCAUUCUUGUCGCCUUUCCUUUCGCCUUCUUUGACGCCGCGAACAUCGCUUCUCGAGCGUAUGUCAAGCAUAGUCAACCGUUCGCCAUCGCCGUCACCAUCUUCCGGAAGCCAUCCGGGGCCGAAGAGCGCAAGCGCAAAGGCGAAGGCGGUCCGCGAAUUGGUCUACAAUGAAGGUCCUUUUGCAUCGCGCACGAAGGAAGACGAUCCAAUUCCGGAGCCCUUCUGGUCCCGAGAGGCUGAAGCAUCCGUCGGUGCAGACCUCUACGACUUCGGAGCCUACUUCGCGCCUGCUCCUCAACAUGCGACUAGGAAGAAUUCGAGACAGUAUCGGACCGUACGCUGGCCUCCAAUCAGGCCACAGACCCUCGUACACCAGCAUUCCAUCCCUGUCCGCUGCGAUGUCUUCGACCAGAGUCCGUCCUCUCAAGUCGACGACAAUAAGAUACGCGCUCGAAAACGCGAGCGCCGUGCAACACAGAUUCACAGUGCGCAACUGUUCACAGGCUCGCCACCUUCGCUGUCGUACAUUCGAGGUGGUUCACCGGGUUUAGGAGCAUUCGUACACGAGUUUCCUGCUGAACUGCAUUCUCGGCUAUUGUCGGCGGACGUGCCGUCCCAGCAACCGAAGGCUGACCCUGAGCCAGAGAAGAACCAGGCGCGGCAAAUCGGAGAGUUGAUCGAUUUGAUGGCGGGAGGCGCAGGCAUCUCGGAUGCUGGCGGCGAUUCGGUCCAUGUGCGGUCCCUUCCGGUCGUGUUGCACGCUCUUUGA